Molecule: messenger RNA, 2732 nt
Organism: Silurus meridionalis
Lineage: Eukaryota; Metazoa; Chordata; Actinopteri; Siluriformes; Siluridae
Gene: vsig10l
Product: V-set and immunoglobulin domain containing 10 like
Exons: 8
Coding region: 171-1415 (414 amino acids)
Source: RefSeq, a predicted model, not a curated record
GUAAGAAACCUGAGAAUGUCGUGGGUGUUUUUCAGUAGUUAGAAGUCAUUUAUUUUGGAGCAUUAUCAUUUUAAAAAAGUAGAUUAAAACUCAAUUAUUUGAUGUAGUUUAAUCCUGGAUAUUGCUGUUGCCUUUUUCUUUAGUUUAAUACAAACAAUUUUUUGGCAUCAAUGAAUUAUUGUUUUGGAGCCAUUCUCACAUUUUUGCUUGCCUUCAGCUUCACAGGAACCAAUUGUUUACUAGUCAUCUGGCCCAAUGGACCUACUUUGGUUAAUGCAUUUGUGGGCACCAAUUUGACCCUCGGCAUUUCAUAUAGCGGCGUCACCGGGCCUCUAGUGACGUGGCUGAACGGGACGCUGAUUCUAGCUUCGUGGACCAUAGGCCUGAACACACCUCCUGACAUUGGCCAGGCAUACCAAAAUGUCUUAUCCAUUGAUCAGACAGGAUCUCUGGUCUUCCAGAAUGUUCCAGUCAGCUACAGUGGCACAUACAUUGCGCAAAUGGCGAAGCCGGGGUCUCAUGAGGUUUCGGUCAACUUUACGCUGUCGGUGUACAAUGUUAUCACAUACGCUUCUAUUGUCACAGUCUCACAAUACAUUGUAGAGGGAGGAGCGCCGUUCACUCUGUCAUACAGCUCGAUGCAAGGACCAGUCAUGACGUCAGCAUGGUACUUCAAAAGCGUGGCUUUAGUGAACAGCUCUCGGUACCUGAUAACUCAGAAUAGUCUGAUUAUCAAUCAGCCGAACCGCAACGACACGGGGCUCUACAGUGUGGUGCUCAAGAAUCCAUUCAGUAACGUGAUGCAGAGCAAGAACAUCACAGUGCUGUACGGACCAGAUAAGCCGGUUUUGGAGGUCAGUCCCUCAAAAGCGACUUUUGUUUCCGGAGAGACUAUCUCUCUGUCAUGCCGAGCUGAGGGUGAACCGCCUCCCUCAGCCUCAUGGGUGUUUCUCGGACAGACGCUACCUACGUCUAAUGGCACUCUGCAGCUCACCCAUGUGCACACGAGCCAGAGCGGCAUUUACACGUGUGUUCUGGUUAACAGCAUGACCAGCAAAAGCCUUGCAAGGAACAUCACCAUUAACAUCCUGGGCCUUAGCAGCUCUGCCAUUGCUGGUAUAGCUGCUGGAGUCCCGUGCCUUAUCCUCCUGCUGCUGCUGUUCGCAGGCCUCAUUUUUUCCUGUUACUACUGCUAUAAAAAGAAAGCAGCAAAUAAAAAUCCCAGAUAUCCAGUCACAAAAGCUGUCAAGAAAGCUGUAAUCAAUCAGCCCGAUCUGAUCAAACCUCACAAGCUGCUCACCAGAAGCCUCAAACAGCCUCCACCCUACAAUUACCAACCACACCAGGUGUCGAGCGAACGCCCCGGCUCUCUGCCGUUAGGGGUUCCUCCUGUCCGAAUGGCCACUACAGUGUAACACAUCCAUAACUUUUUUCACAUCCUAAAGACAUUUGAUAAUUAGAGGCUUGGCACAUUCACAUCUACCUCACACGCUACCAGCCUUUGUUUUUGUUUCCUACUUUAUUUCUUCUAAUUUAGAGAAAUGAGCUUAAAUCUAGGAACAAAUAACUGUAUUUUGUCUGAAGAGCUGACCACUAACACAAAAAAACACUUUCAUUUGCGGCUCUGCAACUUCCAUGUUUCGAGCCAUGCACUUUAAAUGACCCGAAACCCCAAAAAGUUGCUUAAUAUUCAGUUUUACCGUGUGAGUUAAUAUCUUUAAGGUUGUUUUUAUUUGUACAUACUCUUAAUAAAAUACAUAUUUAAAUUUAUUUUGUUUGACUAUUCGUUGGUAAAUUGUGUUCUCUGAAAUUCAUUUCAUCUGUUUUAAUGCUGUGGCUGGAUCUUAUCUCCAAACAAUUUUUGUGUUUUAGUGUAGAAACUUUUUUUUUGGUCAAUAAUAAGAUACAAAGAACAUCUAUUUCAAAAAAUCUGUAAUUUAUCUGCCUUUUAUCACGUUAAAAACAGAGACACAUGCAUGUACAUGUUGUUAGUAUGUAACUAAGUAGGGUCAUUUACUUGUGUGAAGAUUUACUUCAAUCAAAUACAUAUAUACAUGUACAGAUAAUAAACUUUAUUUUCAUUGAAAAAUGUAACAAAUUUCAGCUGUAAUAAUUUGCCAUGUCUGUCAUAAAUCUUGCCAAAGAUUUGUUUGGAGAUUUCUUUCUGACCUUGUGAUCCAGUUCAUCCCAAAACAGUUGUUCAAUAGGAUUAAGGUGCAGUGACUGGGCAGGCCAUUCAGUUAUAGAUAACACUCCAGAUGAUUGUUUGCUCUCUAAGUAACACUUACAGAGCUUGACUGUACACUUUGGCUCGUUGUCUUGUUGUAUGGUGAUUAGCAGCAGUUCAGAUGGAUUUGCAUGGUGUUGAAGUAUGAAAUGGUUGCCAUGUUGGUUCAUUGUUGCUUUCAGCUGGAAUAAGACUCCAAAAUUCCCUGCUCCAAAAUAACCUCAAACCCUUAAGCUUCCUUCUUCAUGUUUGACUGUGAGGGUGAGGCAGUCUGAAUACAGCUUCUCCCUGUUCUUACAUAAUUCUUCUGUUAGAGACAAAAUGGUCACAUUUGGACUCAUCGGUCCACAGAACUUUCUCCCAGUCAUUCACAGUCCAAUCCUUCUGUGGGUUUACCUUUUACCUAAAUAAUAUAUGCAUAUAAACAAAAGGAAAGUGCAAACUUAUGAGAGACACUGUAACUGGGCGAAUUUGCUACUGGUAGAUGUUUUAUAAUUUUGCUCAU